CUGAGCCGAGCCCGGUGCCGAGGGCAGGUAGCUCCACAGACGGCGGCGGCGGCGACGACGGCGGCGGCGGCGGACUGAGCUCCGGGGCAGCCCGCUCCCUCCUCCCGGUCUCUCCUUCCCCGCGAUCAGCAUGAAAGCCUUCAGUCCAGUGAGGUCCGUUAGGAAAAACAGCCUUUCGGACCACAGUCUGGGCAUCUCCCGGAGCAAAACCCCGGUGGACGACCCGAUGAGCCUGCUGUAUAACAUGAACGACUGCUACUCCAAGCUCAAGGAGCUGGUGCCCAGCAUCCCCCAGAACAAGAAGGUGAGCAAGAUGGAAAUCCUGCAGCACGUCAUCGACUACAUCUUAGACCUGCAGAUCGCCCUGGACUCGCACCCCACUAUUGUCAGCCUGCACCACCAGCGACCCGGGCAGAGCCAGGCGUCCAGGACGCCGCUGACCACCCUAAACACGGACAUCAGCAUCCUGUCCUUUCAGGCUUCUGAAUUCCCUUCUGAGUUAAUGUCAAAUGACAGCAAAGCGCUCUGUGGCUGAAUAAAUGUCUUUUGCAGGCGCUGACUUUUUGUUUCCUUUGCACAAUAACAACAACAACUCCACAGGCUCUUUUAAGGCGCUGAACUCACUUUUCAACCCUUUCCCAAGGAGGCCAACAAGUCAAAGGGACCUUUUUUAAAAAUGGAAGGAAAACUAAGAAUGAUCAACUUCCCCAGGGUGUUUUCUGACAUGGACUGUGAUAUUAGUUAUUUAUGAAAAAGACUUUUAAAUGCCCUUUCUGCAGUUGGAAGGUUUUCUUUAUAUACUAUUCCCACCAUGGGGAGCGAAAACGUUAAAAUCACAAGGAAUUGCCCAAUUUAAGCAGACUUUGCCUUUUUUCAAAGGUGGAGCGUGAAUACCAGAAGGAUCCAGUAUUCAGUUACUUAAAUGAAGUCUUUCGGUCAGAAAUUACCUUUUUGACACAAGCCUACUGAAUGCUGUGUAUAUAUUUAUAUAUAAAUAUAUAUAUAUUGAGUGAAACCUUGUGAACUCUUUAAUUAGAGUUUUCUUGUACAGUGGCAGAAAUGUAUAUUUCUGCAUACAAAGUGUAAUGAUGUACUUAUUCAUGCUAAACUUUUUAUAAAAGUUUAGUUGUAAACUUAACCCUUUUAUACAAAAUAAAUCAAGUGUGUUUAUUGAAUGGUGAUUGCCUGCUUUAUUUCAGAGGACCAGUGCUUUGAUUUUUAUUAUGCUAUGUUAUAUAACUGAACCCAAAUAAAUACAAGUUCAAAUUUAUGUAGACUGUAUAAGAUUAUAAUAAACAUGUCUGAAGUCAA
Messenger RNA from Mesoplodon densirostris (Blainville's beaked whale), 1311 nucleotides. It is a transcript of the gene ID2, whose product is annotated as inhibitor of DNA binding 2. The record is from RefSeq and is a predicted model, not a curated record. The transcript is spliced from 3 exons. Gene Ontology annotation, biological process: cell differentiation; negative regulation of transcription by RNA polymerase II; circadian regulation of gene expression. Gene Ontology annotation, cellular component: cytoplasm; nucleus. NCBI's taxonomy places the organism in Eukaryota, Metazoa, Chordata, Mammalia, Artiodactyla, Ziphiidae. Bases 131 to 535 code for a protein of 134 amino acids. Gene Ontology annotation, molecular function: protein dimerization activity; transcription regulator activity.